This is a messenger RNA of Zophobas morio, 1494 nucleotides long. RefSeq names its product actin-like protein 6B (gene Bap55). The record is from RefSeq and is a predicted model, not a curated record. Gene Ontology annotation, molecular function: chromatin binding. Gene Ontology annotation, biological process: chromatin remodeling; nervous system development; regulation of transcription by RNA polymerase II. The transcript is spliced from 4 exons. Gene Ontology annotation, cellular component: NuA4 histone acetyltransferase complex; SWI/SNF complex. The coding region runs from base 111 to 1382 and encodes 423 amino acids. Lineage: Eukaryota; Metazoa; Arthropoda; Insecta; Coleoptera; Tenebrionidae.
AAGUGACGCUUAUCAACAACUUGUCAAGCCCGGCAAAUGUCAAACAGAUACAUAACCUAAUUAACCGUGUAUUUUUUCGUUUUUCCAUUAAUAAAUAUUUUUCUUUGAACAUGUCUGGCAUGUUAUACGGCGGAGACGAAAUCGGGGCUUUGGUAUUCGAUCCAGGCCACCAUUCUCUACGCGUAGGUUAUGCCCAGGAGGACACCCCGAAAGCCGAAAUCCCCGCCGUGGUCGGCGUAGCCCCAGAUGAUACCCCCAAAAUCGAACCGGAAGUGAAAGCGGAAGACGGAAACGUGUCUUCGACAGCCCCAGCUUGGAAAUACUACAUUGACACUACAUUUUUGCACACCCCACGUCCCAGCAUGGAGCUCCACAGCUACAUGAAGGACGGGAUGAUCGAGAACUGGGACUUGUUUGAGAAAAUGGUUGACUACUCGUAUGAUAAAAUCAUCCAGUCAGAAUCUCAGUACCACCCAAUCCUUUUCUCCGAAUGCCCCUGGAACCUGCGUCAAAAGCGCGAAAAACUCACCGAAAUCAUGUUCGAAAAGUACAAAGUACCUGCUUUUUUUCUUGUUAAGAACGCAGCCUUGGCGGCCUUCGCCAACGGGCGAGCCACAGCUUUAGUAAUUGACAGUGGAGCGACCCACACUUCAGCAGUACCUGUUUUAGACGGUUAUGUGAUCACCAACGCUGUUGUAAAGUCACCUCUAGGUGGCGACUACCUCAUUUUGAAAGCCAGGGAGAUGUUGGAGCACAUUGGGAUCGAUCUCACACCGGCCGCUUUAAUCGCGAGCAAGGAGGUGGUCCGCGACAAAGAUAAACCAAAAUAUACAAAAAAGAAACUCCCUUUUCAACCCACUAACAGCUGGAUGGCUUACAUGAUCAAGAGAACGGUUCAGGAUUUCCAGCAGAGCGUGAUACAGGUGUCUGAGUCGCCGUUCGACGAGAGAAUAGCUGCGGGUUUUCCGACGGUCCAGCACGAGUUCCCUACAGGGUACAGGCAGGACUUUGGCCCUGAGAGGUUCAAACUGGCGGAGGUUCUUUUCGAUCACGCUAUGUUGGGGGCGGGACAUAUAGCUGCAACUAGUGCUGGGAUGUGCGACGUUGAUAUAAGACCGGCUCUCUACAGCUCUGUAGUUCUCACUGGGGGAAAUUCUUUAGUACAAGGAUUUAGUGAUAGGUUAAGUCGGGACUUAUCAUCUCGGACUCCUGGUUCUUUGCGAUUAAAAAUGAUCGCAGCUAAUGGUACGGUGGAACGACGGUUUGGUGCAUGGGUUGGGGGUUCGAUUCUUGCAUCAAUCGGUACAUUCCAACAGAUGUGGAUGUCCAUGCAGGAGUAUCAAGAGGCCGGCAAGGCCCAAAUUGAUAGAAAGUGCCCUUAAGAUUACGAUUAUUUAAGUUAUUCCUCUAGCUGACGUUGUCUCAGUAUUUUUUAGAAUUUUUAAUUAAUCGUGUAAGGAUUUGUAAUAAAUUGACGCAACGUUUUUUACAAAA